AGUUUGAUCACACAGAACCACCAUAAUGAGCUACGAAAUGGUGGGUAAAAAUGGAGAUGCUGAAGUCGGCGCGAGUGCAGAUUACGUGAGAGUCAAUGUCAACAGUGGAGCAAAAUCCGGUAACUUCAUUACAAACAACAUUUGUGAACUGCAUAGCGAUAGAGACCCAAUGAGUACAGAAGAGAUGCCCUUACUAGAGCAGCUGAAUAAAUCCCCUUAUUCCCCAGAACAGAACAUGAAACCUGCUCAGACUUACGGGUGUUUAAAUUCAAAAUGGGUCGAUGAAAAUUGCUAUAUCAGACCAAAGUUUCUAAAGUUCGCUCCUCACGAAGGAGUUCUACAGCAUCUACAAAACCUCUUGUGUGAGAAAUGGAAAAUGGACCAAGCCAAGUUCCUUAUCAACGUCUUCACAGCUACUGACGAGGAUGAAAGAGAAGAUCAGUCUCCUGAAACGAGAGAGAAGUUGAGAAAAAUAGUCAGACUGGGGAGAAAAACUAACUCUUGGUUUAUGGCACACAGUCAGACAGACCCUAGGAUAGCACACUACAGCCGGGAGGAGUCACAGAAAUCAGCCACCUCUCACAGGAACAUGGUGUACUGGAAAACUUGGUCAGAUAUAAAGGAGGAGGAUAGAAAAAAACUCACUGGUCCUGAUCCGGCAACACUAGGUAGUAGAAUCAACACCCCUGAGGUUAGGGUAGUGGAAAACGAUCAUGAUCAGAAGAUGUUGGCCCGAAUGUCAUCCUGUUUCUUGUUCCCUGAGUACUCCAGUAGUAAUGAAGUUAGAGAUCACCUGGUACUGGUCAAGGAACUUGCCAAAACUUUUGACGACGAUGAACAUAGGGAUAGUUGCAAGUUCAGAGUCAACGUCUGCUCCCCUAUCAACUUCUUCGUUCCCACUAGUGACUCCCCUGAAGAAGAACUUAGUGACGAAGAAAAAGACAUGGUCACAGAGCUUCUCAAGAGUGGCAUCCCAACUAUUGUCCUGUACAGCAGCGCUAUCUCCAUUAGUGACUUUAAAUUGAAAUUAGGAGACAGAUUGGAUGGUGUUUCAGAUAACGAUAUUUGGAUUCGUGUCUGGAUAAACAACGAAGAUAACAACGAUGUAGAACAACCGGAACAUACAUUUAUUGACCUUCCCACGGGACUUAAAGAUGUCCUUGUGAAAAGUACAGAACACAGUGGACAGAACGAAUUCAAAGAGCACUGUACUCAACUAUACUUGAGCAUGGUACUGGGGUUAGAAGAGACGUGUAAGAGCAUCAUAACUGAUGAGGAACUCGGGGAUGGGCAGAAAGAUGAUCUUGUGUCUAUGAUACAUUUAUACGAUAGACCUGAUUUGCUAGAUCUUUGUAUAAAGAGCAACUACGACAUAAAGUCCUGUUUGUACAACUGUGGAGCUGGAAUAGUAGGGAUGAUGCUACAAAAGGCUGAUAAAACUAUCACAAAAGAGAUUAAAACUGCCGUGGUGAAAUACCAGGGAGAGGACUUUAAGAAACGUACAGCCGAAUUCUACAAUUGUAUCUACAAGUUGAUAGGGAAAGACGGUCGCUCAAUCAUUAACCCGAUCGAUCUUGAUAAUCCCAACCAAGCCCAAGGCAAACUAGAGCUGGAUGACGUCAUGUAUAUUUUCUACUGCUUCAACGAGGAUUGGGAGAUGGCAGAGAUAAUGAGGAAACAUUCCGAUUUCUCAAUAUUCAAAUGUUUUGUGGCCAUCAAAGCCAUGCAGCAGAUAAAGAAGAUUCAGAGUAACACAGGUUCUUCAGACUAUGUUGAGAUGCUGGAUGAUCAGAUAGAGAAAAUGGACAAGCAAGCAGGAAAAAUGAUUGAGAAUAGCUAUAAACAAAGUCUUGAUAUCGGACCAGUCGUCUUCUGGGAACAUCAUCAAUAUAACGACAAGACGAUAAUAGAUAUGGCAGGAGAGACAGGAUGUCAUAGUAUUCUGGAGGACAAAACCCACAUCCACUCCUACAUAACAACCCGGUUUAACGGAGCUCUUGACCCCACUACAUGUUGGAUCAAUAUAGUUUUAUCGUGGGUAACAUGUGGACUGCUAGCUCCCCUCCUAAUCAAAUUUGUACCCAAACAGAGCAAAAGAGAUGAGACUACUUUAUUUCUAAAUGAAAAGGGGACUAAGCGGACAUUUCUUGAGAAAAUAACCUCAUUCUGGGCGUCUCCCCGCAGCAAGUGUUACCUCCUCAUGGUAACCUACCUGGUGUUCUUGUACUUACAAACUCUGGUGAUACUGGACACUACCAGGAUAACGCCAACUAUAUACGGGGAUAUAUAUGGGGAUCAAGGAUGGUACUUCGGAAAAGAAAAAAGAUCAGAUGAAGAAGAAAGGCUCCGGUGUUACAUUAGAGCGUGUUUGGUGUUUGUGUUAUGCUUUCUUACAGUGGAGAUCGACAUCAGUCAGGUGAAAAGCUACAACAUAAAGUCCAAGCUGUGUCACUACUUCAGCAAUGGUUACAACCAAGUUGAUCUGUUCUCAGCAUCUACAUUCCUUUUAUACGUGAUCCUUACAUUCCUUCUCCAAGGAAACGAAAACGCUUACCUCGUAGCUAAAGCUGUUUUGUCUGCGUCCUACAUCGGGUACAUCAUCCGGUUUACUCAGUUCUUACAACUGUUCGAGGAUAUUGGACCAAAACUCAUCAGUAUUAAAAACAUGAUAGCAGAUCUAGUUUUCUUUGCCUCCUUUUUGUUGCUAACCAUCUUCGCUUAUGGAAUCGUUUCAGAGUUUCUGUUGCACCCAUAUCCGAGGAGUGUACCUGCUGGUCAGAUAGCUGAUAUUCUCAAGAGACCCUAUGUGAAUAUGUUCGGGGAGUUGGACCUGGACACUCUUGAACAAGGGAUAGAAACAGGAGUAUGUAAGUACGAACACUAUCUAGAUAGUGUUAAGCUUAACAAUGACGGUACAUCAGUAGAUGAGGCCGCUAACUGCGAGGAUUACAUUUGCGGGGAUACUUGUCGUACAUUCAAGUUACUGGGAAGAAUAAUGCUGGGAAUGUACACAAUGAUGACCGUAAUUCUCCUGACAAACCUUCUUGUGUCCAUAUUCGGCAAAACUUACGACGGAGAUUUUGAUAAGACCAGGCAGUUGUGGCAAUUGCAAAGAUACAAGCUGGUAAAGGAGUCCGAGUCUCAGUGUUUUUUACCCUUCCCACCGUUCAACUUCCUACAUUCUGUAUAUACGUGGAUAAGAUCGUGUCCCUGCUGCUGUAAUGGAAAGAAUACAGAGUUCUAUGAGCAGUAUAUUAAAGAGGUGGAGUACCGGUGUGGUAGACAACUUGAGGAAGAUGACAAACAGGAAAAAGAUGACAAAUAGUAAAUAGGAAUGAUGAUUUAUUUUGGAGAUAAAAAAUAGGAAUGAUGACUGAUAUUUAUUUGUGUUUCUGUUGGAGACGGAUAAUAGUCGGAGACGAAUAUGUCGGUGAUUUCCUCAAGUAAAACUUACUUAUAGUACAUGAAUUUGAAAUGGUAUUUGAUUCAGAAUUAUACCCUGAUGGUAUGUGCCAACAACUAAAGGUUGCAAUUACAGUUGGACAUAUUUCUGAGAAAUGAUCACUAAGAAUCAGUGCAAUCUUUUACUCUUGGUAGAGAAAGAUCGUUAAAAAGCAUUAAGCAGCCUAAAGUUAGCUCAAUAACUGCAAUGUUACGCUCCAACAUAAGGAACUAGGACGUCCACCCCUGUUUUUUAAGUUGCUACUAGCGGACCAGCGGUGUGUUCUUAACUGAAUAGUAAAUCUGUAAUAAUGGGACGGGAUUAUUUUUACAUUGUUAUAUAUGAUGAAAUAUGGUUGAGUCAAGUUUUUUGAGCUUAGUAUUGGAACUCUUUGCUUUUAUCAUAUAGAUAUUGAGAUUGCAUUUUAUUUUAAAAUUUCUGAUUGUUGUUAAUAAUAAUAUAAUUCUGGUUUAGUUUAAUAUUUUUAGCUGUUGCUUUUUCCGCUUUUUAAGAGCUCAAAAAAAGAAAUAAGACAAUUUUUAUAAUUACUCUACAACUUAUUCAAUGUUAAAUAUAAGUGACAUAUGUACACUAAUUGUACUUAAUUAAAAGUACAUCACAGACUUUUCCGCUAUUUACAAACUUCAUCAAAACUUCUACAUAACAUAUUAUACAUAAUUUAGG
Molecule: messenger RNA, 4126 nt
Organism: Bolinopsis microptera
Lineage: Eukaryota; Metazoa; Ctenophora; Tentaculata; Lobata; Bolinopsidae
Exons: 24
Coding region: 26-3325 (1099 amino acids)
Biological process (GO): calcium ion transmembrane transport
Cellular component (GO): plasma membrane
Molecular function (GO): ligand-gated calcium channel activity
Source: RefSeq, a predicted model, not a curated record